CUAAAGUUUUCACAAAUAUCCCACGCAGAUUCUUUUUAUAAUUGUGUAUUGUUUUAAUUUUUGAACAAAACUGGUAAAGCACAAAUUAACAAUCUCAGUCAAACGUUGAAUUUUUUCUAAUAAACCACGUAAAUCUUUAGGAGAUAACAUGAAGUGUUUAGGACUUUGGAUAUUUUUCUUAGCUGCCAUCAGCCUCACUUAUGCAGCAAAUAAACCAAAUUGUAAAAGCUGCCUUACAGUAGCAGAAGUUGGCAAGGAUAUUUUAUCUUCUGGUGUCACAGAUGAACAAAUAGAAAAAAUUGGACAUUUGGCGUGCACUUUCGUUCCUGAAUUCGUCAAAGGUUUAUGUCCAUCAAUGAUCGACAAAGUUUACAAAAAUGUAUACAAUGAGGUAGUAGUUAAUGGCAUGACUCCAAAGGAUAUAUGCCAUGAAGUGAAGCUAUGCUAAAUCUCUUAAAACAUAAUAUGUAAAUAAAAGAUGAAUUAAAAAGUAUAGGCGAUAUUCUUUGUGCUUCGUUACCGACCUUUGCUAGAAGCUUUUGUCCAAGCACCAUACAAACCGUUUACCAGAAUUUACGUAAACAAUUUGUGGUCAAGAAAACUACUCCUCAAACAGUUUGUACUAAAGUGAAAAUGUGUUAAAUUUAAAAUUAAAAUAAAGAAAUGUAUCG
This is a messenger RNA of Psylliodes chrysocephalus, 671 nucleotides long. Lineage: Eukaryota; Metazoa; Arthropoda; Insecta; Coleoptera; Chrysomelidae. The record is from the annotation of a GenBank genome assembly.